This is a messenger RNA of Scomber scombrus (Atlantic mackerel), 3876 nucleotides long. RefSeq names its product iduronate 2-sulfatase (gene ids). Gene Ontology annotation, molecular function: iduronate-2-sulfatase activity. The transcript is spliced from 13 exons. NCBI's taxonomy places the organism in Eukaryota, Metazoa, Chordata, Actinopteri, Scombriformes, Scombridae. The record is from RefSeq and is a predicted model, not a curated record. Bases 70 to 1761 code for a protein of 563 amino acids.
UGCGAGCUGCACUUUUAUCUUAACUUUAUUUAAAGUUAUCGUGUCUCUUUUGAUUGGCGCCACACCAAAAUGUACAUAUCUGCUCAGAUAUGUCUUCUGCUGCUGAGUCUUCAAACACUGACUAUGUCUGCUGCUGCCAGAAGACAUAGGAGAAAUGUGCUUUUCAUCAUGGCAGAUGAUCUGCGGACAUCGCUGGGCUGCUAUGGGGACUCGGUGGUAAAAUCACCAAACAUUGAUCAACUGGCAUCCAAAAGCCAAGUUUUUCUCAAUGCAUAUGCACAGCAAGCGGUGUGUGCUCCCAGUCGUACAUCGAUGCUAACCAGCCGCAGACCAGACACAACCAGGCUCUACGACUUCAAGUCCUACUGGAGAGUCCACUCUGGAAAUUACACAACUCUGCCACAGUACUUUAAAUCUAGAGGGUACUUCACCAUGUCUGUGGGCAAGGUGUUUCACCCAGGCAUCGCCUCUAACCACACUGAUGACUACCCAUACAGCUGGUCGCUCCCUGCCUACCAUCCUGCUUCAUUCAGAUUUGAGAAAGAAAAGAUGUGUAAAGGAGAGGACGGCAAACUGCACGCCAACUUACUGUGUGCUGUGAACGUGACCGAGCAGCCUGGGGGAACCCUCCCCGACAUGGAGAGCGCAGACGAGGCGGUGAGGUUACUGAAGACUCGCGUCAACGAUGAGGCUCCUUUCUUCCUGGCUGUGGGCUUUCACAAACCGCACAUUCCCUUCAGGAUACCAGAGGAGUACCUGAGCCUAUAUCCCAUCGAUCAAAUGACUCUGGCCCCCUACCCUGAUGUUCCCAAACUCCUUCCACCUGUCGCCUACAACCCCUUUAUGGAUGUGAGGAAGAGAGACGACGUCCAAAAACUCAACAUUAGCUUCCCCUACGGACCAGUCCCUAAAGACUUCCAACUGCGUAUCCGUCAGCACUACUACGCUGCUGUGUCUUAUAUGGACGCUCAGGUUGGACGGCUGCUGGGCGCUAUUGAUGAGCUGGGACUGGCUGACAGCACCUUGGUGGUGUUCACCUCAGAUCACGGUUGGUCGUUGGGUGAGCACGGCGAAUGGGCAAAAUAUUCAAAUUUUGACGUGGCUACACGUGUCCCUAUGAUCUUCUACGUUCCCGGUGUCACUGCAGUCCAUGGCUCGCUGGAAGGGGCUACUUUUCCCUUUAUUGAUGUCUUAAGGAAAUCAGAGCCCAGCUUUAAGAAUUACAGAAUUAUAAGAAACGUUGUGGAGCUGGUGGAUGUUUUUCCCACCGUCUCCCACAUGGCUGGCCUGAGAUCUCCUGAACCUUGUCCUGAAGUUUCUUUUGAGGAGGAGCUGUGUACAGAGGGAGACAACCUGGCCUACACCUUCAGACACAGAGAAAGAGGAGAGGACGAGGAGGCCAUAUCUUUUAGCCAGUACCCUCGACCUGCUGAUGCACCACAGGUGAAUUCGGAUCUCCCUGACCUUAAAGACCUAAAGGUCAUGGGUUACUCACUACGCUCCUGGGACUAUAGAUACACUCUGUGGCUGGGCUUCAACCCCAAAACAUUCCAGGUGAACGUAUCUGAUGUCCACGCUGGAGAGUUAUACAUGUUAGCAAAUGACCCAGGUCAGGACAAGAAUGUCUAUAAUGACUCUGACCACAGUAUGUUAAUGAGGAAAAUGACCAGUCUGCCUCAUACUGUGAGUGUGCAGAUGAGAAUGAAGCUGCAGCUCCUCUACCUCACAGCAGGGAUGAAAAGCAGUAGAAGGAAGGCGUGAUGACGAGAAUGAAACACAACAGAUGGACAGACAGGGACAAGCACAAAGGGAAGACAGAUGAAUUUAACACACUAAAGAAAGGGAGAAAAACAUUUCUUUUUAAAAAAAAAUAUAAUCUAUACUUGAUUCAUUAAUAAUUGGUAUCAGUAUUAAUCUUUGAGGCUCGGUUCUUCAGGCUGUGGUUCAUGUUGAGAAGUAAUUGGAAGGCAGACGUCAGUUACAACAAGCAAAGUGAAUUUAAAAAAAAAAAAAAAAAACAAUAAUUGUACAGUUUCUUACGAAACAUUUCACCCAUAAUGUGAGUUCAUGUUUGGGUUGCAGUGUAGAAAUUAGUGAUUUUUCACACCUGCCAUUUACCUUCAUGUAAUUAUUGGGUCGAGGAGGUUCCUUCUAAUUUUGAAUGACUACAAUUGUAGCUGUCAGACAUUUCUCAUUAUCUACAGUAGGGAAAAGAAAGUUUGACAUUUUGGGAAAUGUGCUUAUUCACUCAAUUUCCAAGAGUUACAUGAUGAGAUUGAUCUCACCAUGAUGUCUGUAUGCAAAUAUUUGAAGCUAGAGCUAGCAGGUGUUUAGUUUAACAUAAAGACUGUUAGCAGGAGGAAACAGCUAGCAUUGUUUUGUCCAAAGUUAAAAAUAUGUGUUAACCACCAACUCUAAAUUAAGCUAAGUAGCAUGUUUUAUCUUGUUUGGCUAAUACGUACAAGAACAGAAAUGUACAAUGACAAGUUUUCAGAACAUCACCCAGCAUGUACUUCCCUGCUGAGUCACAAUAUGUAGUUUUAACAUUUCUGCUUGAGUAUGGUUUUAUUAGGUGUGAAAAAAUAUGUUAAUUUAAAAUUGAGGCAUUUGUAGGUGGAGCUCUUCUCAAAUUUGGCUAGCUGUUUGUCAUUGCUUUCCCUCUUUAUGCUAAGCUAAUCACCAGCUAGCUCAUAUCAUAUUUAGCACAGAAAUGAGAGUAGCUUAUAUUUUUCAACCUUUCUCAUUGCAAAUUUGUUCCACCCAAACUAUUGAGCUAGAUAUUUAAACAUUUAAUUCACACCACACAGCUGUCCAGCUGAACCCAGUAGUCUUUAUUUUAGCAUGAACUCCUGAAGGAUAGCUAUGAUUAGCUGUGACUUUACUGCUCUCACAAAGAAAUAUUACAUUUUAUAAGCUCUUAUUUCCCAACAAGUCUUUUCAUCCAAGGGAAUAUUGAAAAAAAACCCUGAAGAAUUGACUCACUUGAUUAAUAGUGACAUGAGUUUUUCUCUGUGUGGAAGAAGCGCUCUUCAGUGUACUAUUGAUCAUCUAGUCUGCUUUAAGGAACGUUUCCAGGUGUGGUCUACACUUUGAAGUCAGACAGCUAAAAAGGGACCUGCAUAUUUUUUGUACUGUAGCACUAAACAAUAUGACAUUUCUAUUUGCACUCCAUGUCACUCGGAGCUAUUUGUCUCCCUCAUUGUAAACAGUUCAGUUCAGAUCAAUUUGCGGACCCAAAAUGAAGUGAGUAAAAGCCCACCCAUAAUAAUUCAAUGCAAAUGAAACAGACUGCAGCUACAUUUAGUUUUUUUUUUACUGCUUGUUCCAAUGCGUGAACAUUUUGUGCUCUGGUAAUUUAGAAGAAAGCAAUUUCAGCUUGAAUUUCAGGUCCAACAGUAAAUUGAGGGAUUUGGUCUGUCAACUUUUAUUGUAGGGCUGCACUGUGGCUUCAUGUUAAUGGGAGGCAGCUGAAUCAUGUAAUCAGCGGGGUGCUAUCAUAUGCCAGCAUGCUGAAGCAUUCUUGAGAAAUUGAAUCUGCUCAGCGUUCAAAAUAGGAAAACUGACCAACCACAUCAUCACCUUAAAAGGUAUCCAGAGAACUGUAUGUCUUCCACAUUUGACCUCAUUGCAUUUGUGACAGCUGAUUUGUUUUUCCAGGGGUUUGCUGAUGUCCUGGGGUCCUGUAACAUAUUUAACAUGUCUGGAGCAGUGAAUGCAAUAAGUAAUAAAGUGUCCUUACAGACACCGACGGUGGAAAAUGAGCUUAGUUGCAUCAGUGCAGUUUUCAAGCCUGAGCUCCAAAUUUCUGAAGGGAAAAAUAAAAAAUAAAUGCUGUAGAAAUAAUUCAAAUCUCAAGCUUGGCAAGGACACACUGUU